AAACGUAUUGGGAACGUCACAUAACUCACUUUUUGUCCUCGGUUUGUAGGAACUCGUCUGACGUUAUCGACGCUCGGCCAACAAAACAACAAGAAAACCACUAACGUCCUAUCGACCCGAGCCAGACAACAGCCGCAGUGUUAUAAGUUCCGAGUUUUUGAGAGUGACAGUGAACGCAACAGGAGCUGGGGCGGUCCUUGGAGUUCGUCCCAAAGCGAGCCCGAAGUCAGUGGAGUUUUCCCGCAGGAAGCACCGCGCGCCGGCCCGGUUCCCCGUCACGUCUCGAAGCCAGCAUGCCGACCACGGAGAAGGACCUGGCGGACGACGCGCCGUGGAAGAAGAUCCAGCAGAACACGUUCACCCGCUGGAUCAACGAGCACCUGAAGUGCGUCAACAAGCGGAUCGUGGACCUGCAGCUCGACCUGGGCGACGGCCUGAGACUCAUCGCGCUGCUGGAGGUCCUGAGCCGCAAGAAGAUGCACCACCGCUUCCACCAGAGGCCCAACUUCCGCCAGAUGAAGCUGGAGAACGUCUCCGUGGCUCUGGAGUUCCUCGACAACGAGAGCAUCAAACUCGUCUCCAUCGACUCCAAAGCAAUCGUGGAUGGCAACCUGAAACUGAUCCUUGGUCUGGUCUGGACUCUGAUCCUGCACUACUCCAUCUCCAUGCCCAUGUACGAGGGCGAGGAUGACGAGUCCGAGUCCAAGACCCCCAAGCAGCGUCUGCUGGGCUGGAUCCAGCACAAAGUCCCGGACAUGCCCAUCACCAACUUCAGCCAGGACUGGAGAACGGGAAAGGCACUGGGAGCACUGGUGGACGGCUGUGCGCCAGGUCUGUGUCCAGACUGGGAGACCUGGGAUCCAGUGAAACCAGUGGAGAACGCCACUGAAGCCAUGCAGCUAGCAGAUGAAUGGUUGGGAAUCCCGCAGGUGAUCGCUCCGGAGGAGAUUAUCGACCCUCGGGUUGAUGAGAUGUCAGUGAUGACAUACUUGUCUCAGUUCCCCAAAUCCAAACUAAAGCCAGGAGCACCCCUAAAGCCCAGGCUCAACCCCAAGAAGGCCCGUGCUUAUGGACCAGGUAUCGAACCUACGGGCAACAGGGUGCUCCGCCCCGCGGUGUUCACAGUCGACACUUUCAGCGCCGGGCAGGGUCAGGUCACCGUCUAUCUGGACCAACCGGACGGCACCAGAGAGGAGCUGAAGGGGGAGCCCAACGAGGCCAAGAAGACCUACAAAGUCUCCUACGUCCCUCAAGUCCUGGGACCCCACAUGGUGACCGUGCUGUUUGCGGGCCAGCCCAUUCCCAAGAGUCCCUUCCAGGUCAGCGUGGACAAGGCGCUGGGCGAUGCCUCCAAGGUGGCGGUGAAAGGGCCGGGGAUCGAACCCGUGGGCAACGUCGCCAACAAACCCGCCUACUUUGACAUCUACACUGCCGGGGCGGGCAAAGGAGACGUGACGGUCACCAUCAAAGACCCGCAAGGCCGUGACAACAGCGUGGAGGUGAUGAUAGAGGACAAGGGCGACAGCUUGUACCGCAGCACCUACCGACCCACGCAGGCCGGCCUGCACACGGUCAGCGUCACCUUCGGCGGCGCCGCCGUCCCCAGGAGUCCCUUCACGGUGGACGUGGGCCCAGCCUGCUUGCCGGGGGCCUGCCGGGCGAUGGGGCGUGGCCUGCAAGGGUCGGGUUUGAGGGUGAAACAAGUGGGCGACUUCCGGGUGGACGCCAGGAACGCCGGCAGUGGAGAGCUGAAGGUGGUGGUCAAAGAUCCCAAGGGCGGCGAGGAGCGGGUGAAGCAGAUAUCCAGUCAGGACAGCGUGUACUCGUACGAGUAUUACCCCCUCAGUACCGGGAAAUACACCGUGGCCAUCGCCUGGGGGGGGCAGCAUAUCCCCAAGAGUCCCUUCGAAGUGGUCGUGGGUCCGGAGGCGGGUUCUCAGCAGAUCAGGGCCUGGGGUCCGGGUCUAGAAGGAGGGAUUGUGAGUAAACCCGCCAUCUUUGUGGUGGAGUCUGUGGGCAGCGACGUGGGCGUGCUGGGUUUUGCCAUCGAGGGGCCGUCGCAGGCUAAGAUCGAGUGCGAGGACCAGAACGAUGGCUCGUGUGACGUCCAGUACUGGCCCACGGAGCCCGGAGAGUACGCCGUCCAUGUGACCUGCGACGACGAGGACAUCGAACACAGUCCCUUCAUGGCCUACAUCCUGCCUGACCGCCACAACAAUGACCCCGGCAAGGUCCAAGCGUUCGGACCCGGACUUGAGAAGAGCGGCUGUUUGGUCAACGAAGCGACAGAGUUCACUAUCAGCGCUAAGGAUGCUGGGAACGGACCUCUAAAGAUCAUGUCACAGGACGCGGAGGGCCUCCCUGUGGAGGUGAAGGUGCGCAGCAAGGGCGAGGGUCUCUACUCCUGCUCCUACACGCCCACCUCGGCGCUGAAGCACACGGUGGCCGUGGCCUGGGGAGGAAUCAGCAUCCCCAACAGCCCCUUCAGGGUCAACGUAGGCAAAGGCAGCCACCCCAGCUUGGUCAAGGUGUCGGGCCCCGGCGUGGAGACCAUGGGCCCCAAAGCCAACGAGCCCACACACUUCACAGUGGACUGCUCCGGAGCUGGAGAUGGUGACGUCAGCGUGGGCAUCAAGUGCGACGCCAACAUGGUGGGCGACAGAGAGGCGGACGUGGACUUUGACAUCAUUCCCAACGCCAACGACACCUUCACCGUCAAGUACAUCCCGCCGGCUGCGGGGAAGCUCACCAUUAAAGUCCUCUUCACCGACAAGGAAGUUCCACAGAGUCCAUUCCUCGUCAAAGUGGAUCCCUCCCAUGACUCAUCCAAGGUCAAGGCCGAGGGUCCUGGACUGACUCCCACUGGCGUUGAGAGUGGAAUACCCACUCAUUUCACGGUACUCACUAAAGGAGCCGGGAAAGCGCCGCUGGACGUUUCCUUCUCGUCGCCCGUCAACGACUUCGACGUCAUCGACAACUACGACUACUCUCAGACUGUCAAAUACACGCCCCUCACCCCGGGCGCCAUGAGCAUCGCGGUGACGUUCGGCGGUGACCCCAUCGCCGGGAGCCCCUUCACGGUGGGUGUGGCGGCCCCCCUCAACCUCAACAAGGUCAACGUGGACAACUUGGACGGACGUGUGGAGGUGGGCCAGGAGCAGAGCUUCAAGGUGGACACAAAGGAAGCGGGGGGUCAAGGUCGCUUGGAAGUGCAAGUGCUGAGUCCCAGCCAGCAAGCAGUGCCCUGCAAAGUGGACCCCCAACCUGGAGAAGCCGACGUCUGCCUGGUCCGUUACACCCCCGCGGAGGAGGGGCUCCACGCAGUAAACGUGUCCUAUGAUGGACAUCCUAUCCCUGGCAGCCCCUUCCCUGUGGAGGGACAGCUGCCUCCGGACCCGAGCAAGGUAAAGGCAUUCGGUCCGGGCCUGAAAGGAGGUCUGGUGGGGAACCCGGCACAGUUCACCAUCGACACCAAAGGCGCCGGGACAGGAGGACUGGGUCUGACGGUGGAGGGUCCGACGGAGGCCAAGAUCGAGUGCUCGGACAACGGAGACGGGACCUGCUCUGUCUCCUACCUGCCUACAGAACCCGGAGAAUACCUGGUCAACAUCCUGUUCGAGGAGAUCCACAUCCCAGGCUCGCCGUUCAGGGCGGACAUCCAGAUGCCCUUCGACCCCAGCAGGGUGGUGUCAUCUGGGUCGGGCCUGACCAAGGCCAAGGUGGGGGUGCCCAGCGUGGUCAAUGUGGACUGCUCUCGGGCCGGACAGGGUCAGCUCAGCCUGGAAGCGGUCCCGGACCCGUCCUGUGGUUCUGCACUCUCAGGUGUGAAAGCCCAGACGGAGGUGGUGGACAACAAAGACGGGAGCUACACGGUCACCUACGUGCCUCUGACCUCUGGUAUGUACAUGCUGAUGCUGCUCUAUGGAGGCAAAGCUGCUCCUGGUUUCCCAGCCAAGGUGAUGGUGGACCCCGCCCUCGAUGUCUCCAAGGUCAAAGUGUUUGGACGCGGAGUGGACGGAAAAGGUGUCUUCUUGGACGCCACCACGGCUUUUACAGUGGACGCUCGUCCUCUGAGCCGGCGAGGAGGAGAGCACGUGAAGGUGGAGGUCAGGAGUGCUUCCGGAGCGCUGGCGGACUGCGUGGUCCGGGACAACGCUGACGGGACGUACAGCGUGGAGUACACGCCUUUUGAGAGCGGUGACCACAGCGUCCAGGUUCUCUAUGACAACACCCCGGUCCUAAAGAGCCCUGUCAAGGUUUCUGUGUCCGAGGGCUGCGACCCCACCAGGGUGACGGCCACCGGGCCCGGGCUCCAGAAAGGCCUCACUGACAAGACCAACAGCUUCAACAUCAUCACCAGGGGAGCAGGCACAGGUGACCUUGGCAUCACCGUGGAGGGUCCUUCCGAGUCAAAGAUGGCGUGCAAAGACAACAAAGAUGGCAGCUGCAGCGUGGAGUAUGUUCCCUUCACGCCCGGCCUCUAUGACGUCAACAUCAUGUACGGAGGACAGCACAUCCCUGGAAGUCCCUUCAAGGUUCCUGUGCAGGACACUGUGGACCCCUACAAGGUCAAGGUGUCCGGCCCAGGUGUGGGUCAAGGGGUCAGGGCCCACAUUCCUCAGUCCUUCACUGUGGACUGCAAGAAGGCGGGCAAGGCCCCGCUUGCCGUGACCGUGGCCGCCCCCAGAGGUGCCUUGGAGCCGGUGGAGGUGGUGGACAACCGGGACGGAACCCACACCGUGUCCUACACGCCCUCUGUGGAGGGCAUGUACAGUGUGGACGUCCUGUAUGGGGAGGAGGAAGUCCCUUCCAGCCCCUUCAGGUUUCGGGUCCUGCCCACUCACGACGCCAGUAAAGUGCGAGCCAGCGGCCCAGGCCUGACCGGCAAAGUCCUGGCCAGCUUCCCGGUGGAGUUCAACAUUGACGCCAAGCAAGCGGGCCAAGGACAGCUCAGCGUGCUCAUCACCGACCAGGAUGGUAAACCUAAGCUGCCCAGUAUCCAUGACAACGAAGACGACACGUACCAGGUGUCCUACAUACCCGACCGUGCGGGCCGCUACACUAUCGUCAUCAAGUAUGGCGGCGAUGACAUCAUGACCUCGCCCUACAAAGUCCAGGCCACGGCGACGGGCGACGCCAGCAAGUGCAUCGCCACCGGCCCCGGAGUGGGUCCCAGGGUGGCCAUUGGCGAGGAGCUGGCCCUGCUGGUCAACGCCAAAGGAGCCGGGAAGGGCAAGGUCAACUGCGUGGUCGUGCGGCCGGACGGCAGCGAGGUGGACGCUGAGGUCCUGGAGAACGAGGACGGCACCUUUGACAUUUUUUGCACGGCCCUGGAGCCCGGGAACUACGUCAUCUUUGUGCGCUUUGGGGGAGAGAACAUACCUGGAAGUCCCUUCAAGGUCACGGCCACCAACGAGGUACCCAUCAUCCAGGAGCAGACCCCGCUGCAGCAACAAGCUGCUCCAUUGGGGGCUGGCUUUCGACCCUGGCAGGCGACCUCAGACCACUAUGAGGUGGUCAGUGACAGCGUAAACGGAGGCAGCUUCAGAUCUUUUGACCUGGUCAUACCUUUCUCCGUCCAGAGGGGACAAAUCACCGGCGAGGUGCUGAUGCCUUCAGGGAAGUCCACCCAGCCUCAGAUCACGGACAACAUGGACGGGACGGUGACGGUGCAGUACUCGCCCACCGAGGCCGGCCUGCACGAGAUGCACAUCAAAUACAACGGCACGCACAUUCCAGAGUCUCCUCUUCAGUUCUUUGUCAACCACGGCAGCAGUCCCAACGUCACAGCCUACGGUCCUGGUCUCUGCUAUGGCGUCGCCAACAAGACGGCCGCCUUCACCGUCAACACGGACGACGCCUCAGAAGGAGGUCUGGACCUGGCCAUCGAGGGUCCGUCCAAGGCAGAAAUCAGCUGUGUUGACAACAAGGACGGCACCUGCAGCGUCAGCUACCUGCCCACGCUGCCGGGAGACUACAACAUCCUGGUCAAGUACAACAACAAACACAUCGCCGGCAGCCCAUUCGCCGCCAAGAUCACUGAGGACAAACAACGUCGCUCUCAGGUCAAACUGGGCUCAGCGGCCGAUUUCUUCCUGGACAUCAACGAGACGGACCUCAGUCUGCUGAACGCCACCAUCAUGGCGCCGUCGGGCCGCGAGGAGCCCUGCCUGCUGAAGAGGAUGUCCAACAACCACAUCGGUAUCUCCUUCAUCCCCAGGGAGGUGGGCGAGCACCGCGUCAGCAUCACGAAGAACGGCCGCCACGUGCCCAACAGCCCCAUCUCCAUCGUGAUCGUGCAGUCGGAGAUCGGCGACGCCGGCCGGGUCAAAGCUCACGGCGACGGCCUUGUAGGGGGCGCCACUUUCAACGAUACCAGCUUUGUCGUGGACACGCGAGAGGCCGGCUACGGCGGGCUGGCUCUGGCCAUCGAGGGUCCCAGUAAGGUGGACAUCCAGACCGAGGACAACGAGGACGGGACGUGCCGGGUCACUUACUGCCCCACCGAGCCCGGGAACUACAUCGUCUCCAUCCGCUUCUCUGAGCAGCACAUCCCAGGAAGUCCGUUCACAGUGCCGGUGACGGGGGAGGGCCGCAUCCGGGAGAGCAUCACCCGCAAACAGAGGGCGGCGCCCGUCGCGAGCGUGGGCAGCGUCUGUGACCUCAGCCUGAAGAUACCAGGUGCCCUGGACAUGCGUGACGUGACGGCCGAGGUCACGUGCCCUUCUGGGUCCAGUCAGCCCGCCCAGCUGCUGGCCAUGGGCGACGACACCCACUGCGUGCAGUUCGUGCCCUCCGAGACAGGCGUGCACAAGGUGAGCGUGCGGUACCGGGGCAGGCACGUGCCCGGCAGCCCCUUCCAGUUCACCGUGGGGCCGCUGGGCGAAGGCGGUGCCGCCAAGGUCAAAGCUGGAGGUCCGGGACUAGAGGAGGCGCUGGCGGGAGAGCCAGCUGAGUUCAGUAUCUGGACCAGAGAGGCCGGCGCCGGGGGUCUCUCUGUGGCCGUGGAAGGACCCAGCCGGGCCGAGAUCUCCUUCGACGACCGCAAAGACGGAUCCUGUGGCAUCUCUUACGUGGCCCAGGAGCCCGGGAGCUACGAGAUCGCCGUGAAGUUCAACGACCAGCACAUCCCAGACAGCCCCUACCUGGUCCCUGUGGUGGCCCCCACCUACGACGCCAACCGCCUAAAUGUGACCGGCCUUAAGAAGUCUGGUCUGAAGGUCAACCAGCCGGCGACGUUUAAUGUCUGCAUGGAAGGAGCCAAGGGCCAGCCGCAAGCCACGGUCACCGGGCCCUCUGGAGGCCGAGAGGAGUGUGUCAUCAGCCCGCUGGAAAAAGAUAAGUACGCCAUCCAGUUCAUCCCCAGGGAGACGGGCCUCCACACAGUCGACGUCAAGAUGGGCUCGCAAGUCCAAGGAACGUCUUUCACCGUUCUGGUCGGGAAGCCUGAACAAGCCGGAGAAGCUGGUCUGGUCUCAGCGUAUGGUGCAGGUCUACAGCGGGGCACCACAGGCUCCCAGUCCGACUUCGUCAUCGACAACACGGAGGCGGGGCAGGGGCCUCUGGCGGUGACCAUCGAGGGCCCGUCCAAGGUCAAGAUGGACUGUCUGGAGGUGGCUGAGGGCUACAAGGUGCACUACACGCCCAUGGCUCCAGGGGACUACGUCAUCAGCAUCAAGUAUGGAGGCCAUGACCACAUCACAGGAAGUCCAUUCAAGGCCAGAGUCUCAGGUCCUCCACUGGUGAACGUGACCAGCGCCAGCGUGUCGUCCACGCUGACCGUAGAGGCGCCCGGCCGCAGCCCCGCCCCCACGCCAGCCUCCUCGGACGCCAGCAAGGUGGUGAGCAGAGGCCUCGGACUCAGCAAGGCCUUCGUGGGCCAGAAGAGCAGCUUCUCCGUGGACUGCAGCAAGGCCGGCAAGAACAUGCUGGUGGUGGGCGUCCACGGCCCCGAGGUUCCCUGCGAGGAGGUUCUGAUCAAGCACCUGGGAGACCUGCAGUACAACGUGGGCUACGUGCUGCGGGAGCGCGGAGACUACGUCCUGGUGGUCAAGUGGGGCGAGGACCACAUCCCCGGAUCGCCCUUCCACGUCACCGUCCCAUGAUGCUCAGCUCUUUACACUAAAUUAUUCCCUCUUUUGGUUUUUUUUAGCAAUUUAAAACUUUUACAUUUCUCCUCAAUAUGGAACAAAUGGGUCUUUUUUUUAUCUUUUUUUUUUAAAUCUCACCCAUAUUGGUAAAAGUAGAUCAAUAUUGCUGCAAGAAGUAGCAUCUCAAAAUGUUUCCAAAACUUCUAAACUGGAAUUCAGAGUGUUUACGAGCCGUGUGUGUGUGCACAGUAGGUCUGGGUUCCUUUUUUUAGCCUCAUCCCUGAGAGAUGAUACAGUAUUGUCUGCUCGUUUUGAGCAAACUGCAGCCAGUCCUGGAGUUGCUCGUGCUAAUGCAGGAUUCUCACAGGAAUGAGGCAAAAAGCCAACCUGACCUCCUUUUUAUGUGGAUGUGAGAACAAGCGAGUGCCUCAUGUGUCCCCACUCCAGCAGGGGUACACUUUGGUAUCGAUCCGAUACAAGUACAGAUACCAAUACUUUUUUUGUUGUUUGAAUUGCUUGAAACUCGACUGACUUUGUGAUUAUUUCCUAAUUUGCUCAUCUAAUCACAGUAAAACAGGACAAAAAUAGGUAAAUCCAUUUUUGAUGAACAUUUAUGGACGAUGUAACAAUAUCCACAAGAUAAUUACAAUUAUCUUGUUGGUAUUGUCACUCAAAUACUUGGAAAAUGACUUAUUCCAAACAUUUUUAUUUUUUUUAAACAAAUAGAACCAUAAAAACGUCGAUUUUGGUCCCCACAAGGAUCGGUCUAAUAUGUAUUGAUAUUUGAAUCAAUUCGCCUACCCUUACUCCAACCUUCCAGCAGGGGGCAGUACACUACCCAGGAAGUGACGUUUGCGGCACUUGCUCCUCUCUCAUCCUCCAAAUAACCAAUGAUUAAACUGGGAACUCGGACUGGACUUCCAUGUGGACUACUGAUAGGCAUUCAAUACUUUAUGAUAGGCAUUCAAUACUUUACUUUAUCGGCUUCACUCUGGUCGCAAACAAUGAUUUGAACGUUAAAUCGUGGCGUUUCCCACGCUGGCCUGCACAGUGAAGGCAUCGCCCAGCUGGUCUACUCCGGAAGCUUUCUUGUCACAUAAAAUAUGAUUUAUUUUUUUCUAUGUGAGGGGAAACAUUUUGUACUCUGGACUGGAUGUUUGAAAAGUGAAUCAACCGCUAUGUUAAUGUACAUUUGAUAAUUAAAAUGAA
This is a messenger RNA of Entelurus aequoreus (snake pipefish), 9299 nucleotides long. It is a transcript of the gene flnba, whose product is annotated as filamin B, like. The transcript is spliced from 49 exons. Gene Ontology annotation, molecular function: actin filament binding. The record is from RefSeq and is a predicted model, not a curated record. Lineage: Eukaryota; Metazoa; Chordata; Actinopteri; Syngnathiformes; Syngnathidae. Gene Ontology annotation, biological process: actin cytoskeleton organization. The coding region runs from base 294 to 8105 and encodes 2603 amino acids.